AUGACUUCGACUACCGAAACUUCUAGUGAUAUAUCGCUAUCCGAUUUGGAUUCUGAGAUGAUACAUAUCCAAAUGAACAACUAUGAUUCGUAUAUGUGCAAACCGUCUACUCUGUUGGAUACCAAUCACGGGACUAGUUUGCCUUUGAAUAAAUACGAAUAUGUUCCUGUCAUCAGAAUAUAUGGGAAUAUACCGAGCGGACAUCAGACGCUGUGCCAUGUGCAUGGCAUCUUCCCGUAUAUAUUUAUACCAUAUGAUGGAGAGUUCAAGAACGAAACGUCAACCAUAGUAAAUCAAAAAUGUACGCAGUUACAUCUAACGCUGGAAAAUCGUAUACGAGUACUGUUCUUUCAAAACAAAAAAUCCAAGAACCAAGAUAAAGGACCUGGAUACAACUCUGGAGAGAAACCAGAAAGCCCCAUCAACCAGCUUGGGAAUUUGAAAUAUAUUGCCAAUGUUUCUGUUGUAAAGGGAAUGCCAUUUUAUGGAUAUCAUACUAACUGGUCAUUGUUUUACAAAAUAUGUUUGCUGAAUCCGUCUCAUGUUCAUAGAGUGACAGAUUUGAUAAGAAAUGGCGCCGCCUUAAAUUCGGACAUUGAAGUGUUCGAAGCACACAUACCUUACAUUCUCCAGUUUUUGACUGAUUUUAAUCUAUUUGGUUGUUAUUGGAUCAAGCUUCAGAAAUGCUAUUUCAGACAACCAGUAUUGAAUGAACUCCUAGACAUCAAUAAUCUAACGAUGACACAGGAGCUAGAUCAAUUUCUAGCCAAAUUUGUCAAAGACGGAUUUAACGUUUUGCACAAUGCUGAGUUUCGAAGAGUUGGGAAUGGGUUACUUGAGAUGGAUAUUUUACCAAAUUUCAUACGCAACAUCGAUGAACUGCACCACACGGAUAUCCAACGAGUAUUUUACAGAAAAUCGGAAGAUAAAGAGGAACCAGAUAAAACCCAAUAUGUCACAUCCACAAAGAGAAUGGCCACGGAUAUAGCAGUAUUGAGACAAAUGGUUGGAUUGAAGAAAUACAGAGUGGCACCAGAUGUCGAAAGAUUAUCAGAUUUCAAUGCGGACUGGCAGUAUUCGAAGGAGAAUAAGAACUUAUAUGAUAAGGCAAUGAAUUGUACAAACGCUUUAUUUAAUGAGACGAGUAGUAUGGACGAUUUUAUGAAGAAUAAAGAUGUAUAUGCAAACGUCCCACGACCAUUUGAAUCUCUGCCAGAUUUAUGGCCACAGGAACCAGAUGUUUUACGGAAACCACCACAUAGUCAGAUGGGACCACCGGCUACUGUAAGUAACAACACGGUCCCUCAGGAGACCUACCAUGGAACCCAUGAUGAACAACAUAAUGAAAUGCAAUUGGAUGAUAAUCUCAAUAAGAAUGAGACCGAUCCUUUUGAUGAACCUGAUGAUCUAGGUGACCUUGGCGAGUCAAAUAAAAUGUAUGAAGAUGUAUCGUUGACUCAGAAGUUCUCUAUGGACAAGGAAUUAACUCAGUCCAUGGCGAAGAAAAAGGAAAACCAUCUUCCGAGGGAACCUAACCUCCAUUCUACUAGCGAAGUAAUCAAAAGGAAAGGUAUAGUAAGUAAACGGAAAACUUCAAAUGCCGGUCAUUCUACCUAUAUCUUCAAAAAACCAAAGGUAGACUUUAAGACAAUAUUAGAUGAUCUCUGUGACCAAGGACACCCGAAAAUCGAUUACCAGGAUCCAUAUUUUAGUAACCCCAUAGACCUUGAAGAAAAACCGUAUGUUUACGCGGGAAAAAGGUUUGAGAUUACAUCUACUCACUUGAGCGAUCGUAUACCCAUUACGUUUAACUCUGAUAGUAUUGUUUCCAAAUCCAAGACUGUAACUAAAUUGUUCAAUACUUGGAAGUACAUUAAGAAACCACCUUCUUUCCAAAAAGUAACGAACGAAUGUAAGGAGCAAAGGAUUAAGAAAGACCAGUCACAAAUUGAGAAAUAUUCGGACUCCAAAUUUGGAUACAAGUACAAGAGCCCUGGUUCCUAUAAGAAGAAAGAGAAAAAAAUACACGAUCAAUUAACUCACAUGUCACUCGAAGUGCAUGUUAAUACAAGAGGUGAUAAGAACCCAGACCCAUUAAUAGACGAAGUAGUGAUCAUUUUUUGGUGCAUUGACAAUGAAACAUAUCCUUUCGAGCUACCUUUAGAAACCGAAGGAAUAAUGUGUGUCAUCGACGAUUUUUCUAAUAAACACCAAAUGACCAAAAUUGAACAAGCUUGUCAUCCCCUGACUGUGGCAUUUUACGAAAAGGAGUUUGACAUGUUUGAUGCGUUGACAGACCUUGUUUUGCUUUUCGAUCCCGACAUAUUGUCAGGCUUUGAGGUCCAUAUGUCUUCAUGGGGCUAUAUCAUCGACCGUUGCAACAAAAUUCAUAAAUUUGAUUUUAUAUCUGAACUUGCCCGAACCUCGCAGCAGAGAAAAUCAAAGGGCAAAGAUGCAUGGGGACAUAACCACUCUACCGACAUUACAAUUACUGGUAGACAUAUGCUGAAUAUUUGGAGGUUAAUGAGAUCUAAUUUGACACUGACACAAUAUACUAUUGAGAAUAUAGCAUACCAUCUUCUUCAUUACAGGUUACCUCGCUAUUCUUAUAAAAGCUUAACUUGCAUGUGGAAUGUUAAUGAGAUGGUCAGUAGCUUGAAAACAGUGAUAAUGUACUGGCAAACUCGGGUGCGAAUCAAUAUCGAAAUACUGACAAAAGAUGAUUUUAUAGCUCGGACAACAGAAUUUUCAAGGUUAUUAGGAAUUGAUUUUCACUCUGUGUACCAUAGAGGAUCACAAUAUAGAGUAGAAUCGUUUCUAAGGAGAAUUUGUGGAUCGGAAAACUUCCUUUUAUUAUCACCAAGUAAAAUAGCGGUUAAAGAACAAAAGGCGCUAGAGUGUGUUCCGUUGAUAAUGGAGCCGGAAUCGGCAUUUUACAAGAGCCCACUGGUAGUUCUGGAUUUCCAGUCAUUGUAUCCAUCUGUAAUGGUCGCACAAAAUUAUUGCUACUCUACCAUGAUUGGAAAGGUAGGAGAUUUAAAUUUAGAAGACAACAAGAUAGGAGUAACUAAAGUUCAUUUGGAAAAAGGAGUACUGAAAAUUUUAAAGGAUGACGUUAAUAUAUCCCCAAAUGGCAUUGUUUAUGUGAAACCCGAUAUUAGGAAAUCAAUGCUUGCUAAAAUGCUAACCGAGAUCCUUGAUUUGAGAGUGAUGGUUAAAAAAACUAUGUCACAACUUGACGAUCCACCGGCGUCUUUGAAAAAACAACUGAACAAUAGACAAGUGGCUUUAAAGCUUCUGGCAAAUGUAACAUACGGUUAUACUUCUGCUUCGUUUUCUGGCAGAAUGCCUUGCUCAGAAUUGGCAGACAGUAUUGUUCAAACAGGAAGAGAGAUAUUGCAGAAAGCUAUCGAUUUGAUUGAGAUGAACGAUCAUUGGGGUGCCAAAGUUGUUUAUGGCGAUACUGACAGUUUGUUUGUUUAUCUCCCAGGUAAAAGCAAAGAGGAUGCGUUUAGAAUUGGUGAAGAAAUAUCCAUUGCAGUCAGCAAGGCAAACCCAGCUCCAAUUUUUUUGAAAUUUGAAAAGGUUUAUCAUCCAAGCAUUUUGGUUAGUAAAAAAAGGUACGUUGGGUAUGCAUUCGAGAAACGGAACCAAAAAGAGCCAAUUUUUGACGCUAAGGGUAUUGAGACUAUUCGUCGUGAUGGACACCCCGCCCAACAGAAAAUUGUAGAAAAAUCACUACGACUGCUGUUUGAUACAAAAGACUUGUCUGCAGUAAAGAAAUACGUACAAGAACAAUUCACAAAGAUCGAAGAAAACAAUGUUUCAAUACAGGACUUCUGUUUUGCAAAGGAAGUCAAAUUGGGAGCUUACAAAAGUGAGCAGACUGCUCCUCCUGGUGCUGUGGUGGCAGCCAGACAAAAUGAACAUGACCACCGGGCUCAUCCGCAGUACAAAGAGAGAAUACCGUAUGUCGUAAUAAGGGGUAAGGCAGGGGAUACCUUGAGAAGUAGGAGUAUUUCGCCGGCUGAAUUUCUUGCCAAUCCAAACUGCCUUCUCGAUGCGGAGUAUUAUAUCAUGAAAACUUUGGUUCCACCUUUGUCAAGACUUUUCAAUAUUAUGGGUAUAAAUGUGACGGAAUGGACGUACGAUCUGACAAGAUUUAACAGACACAGUGCAGUUGGGAAUAAACUGACAGACAAUGUAGGUACAUCCCAACUGUGUACAAACUGCUCAACCAAUGUCAUCUCAUCUGAAAAUUCAUUACUGUGCUUGAAAUGCGAACAGGAUAGAAGUGGGACGGUAGCUAACUUAUUGAUCGAUAAGCUUUCUCGAGUAGAAACGAUGUCAAGGUUGGACACGGUAUGCAGAGUUUGCUCUUACAAAUACAGUAGAGAUGCCAGUUAUCAAGGGGAGAGUUUUGCACGUAGUUGCGAGUCAUACGAUUGUCCGAUUUACUACCAAAGAAUCAAGGCGGAUCGGAAACUUAUUGAUAACAAUGCCAUUAGGAAGCAAAUGUUACUGGAAUCCCUAAAUGACUGGUAA
This is a messenger RNA of Huiozyma naganishii CBS 8797, 4545 nucleotides long. RefSeq names its product DNA-directed DNA polymerase (gene REV3). The record is from RefSeq and is a predicted model, not a curated record. Gene Ontology annotation, cellular component: nucleus; zeta DNA polymerase complex. Lineage: Eukaryota; Fungi; Ascomycota; Saccharomycetes; Saccharomycetales; Saccharomycetaceae. Bases 1 to 4545 code for a protein of 1514 amino acids. The transcript has a single exon. Gene Ontology annotation, biological process: double-strand break repair via homologous recombination; error-prone translesion synthesis. Gene Ontology annotation, molecular function: nucleotide binding; DNA-directed DNA polymerase activity; DNA binding.